This is a messenger RNA of Thelazia callipaeda (thelaziosis nematode), 1761 nucleotides long. Lineage: Eukaryota; Metazoa; Nematoda; Chromadorea; Rhabditida; Thelaziidae. The record is from the annotation of a GenBank genome assembly.
AUGGGUUUUUCACAUUUCAAAGAUGUGUUCAUUAUGGGAGAUGGAUUCGAUGAUUUCCGAAAGCGUUAUCCGGAGUUAUGUGAGAGUUCCACUGGAUCACGUGAUAAAUCCGAUAAAAUCGUGAUGGAAAAUUGUAUUCGAUCAAGUAUUUCUCAUCCAUGUCUUUCAAAUGCUAAUGACGGUCCAAGUCAGAUCUUGCCAUUUCUUUAUCUCGGAUCACAGCAGGAUGCAAUGGAUUCUGGAGUUCUGUCGAGGUAUGGUAUUAAAUAUGUGAUCAAUCUUAGUGUGAGUUGCCCACAACCCGACGCUCUUCAGCAAGAGGGUCAUUUCAUGCGUAUACCUGUUAAUGAUACGUAUCAAGAAAAGUUAUUGCCUCAUUUUGAAGCUGCUUUCAAGUUUCUUGAUGGAGUUUGUGAAAGAGGUUCCGUUGCCUUGGUUCAUUGUCUCGCUGGUAUUUCACGAAGUCCAACAUUGGCUAUCGCUUACAUGAUGAGGCGAAACAAUUGGACUUCAGAACAAGCUUAUAGAUAUGUGAAAGAACGUAGACCAUCUAUUUCACCAAAUUUCAAUUUUAUGGGUCAGUUGCUAGAAUACGAAGCCCGGCUUCGGGAACAAGUUGGUUUGACUAUGGCUGUUAAUCGUAGCAACAGCAGUUCUGUUACGUCGGCACCCUUCAAUUUAGCUUCUAUUACAAACUCUGAUUCCACCAAUGCAUAUCAAAGCUGUAAUAGCACUGAAGCUAUUGCAAAGUUAGAGAAAUCUGUUAGUUGCAAUGCAUUGUCUCAUGGAGUCUCAUCAUGUAAGCCACGAAGUUUCUGGGAUAGCGAUUGCAGUGAACCAUCUUCAAGAACCAAUAAGAAUGGUAAACGAGCAAUGGAAUCGACAAAUCUGCAUCUGUUAGGUCGACCAAGAAUUCUGGAUGGGUUAAAAUCUAGAAAGGCUUUAAGUAUACCACAGAAGGUGGAUGAGGACUUGCCAUCACCGUCGACAGAAUUGCAAAAGCUUUCAUUUACUCAUUCAUCUGGGACGUGUCAUUCCGCAUCAAAUCCAUUCUUUUUCGGCAGUGCUAAUGAAAAAUCGUCAUCAGUGUUUGUAGAUCCAGUGAUACCAUCAACGUCUCAGUUAUGGCAUUAUUCAGCUGAAAAUUUAACAUUCGAUUCUCGCGAUAGAUCACCGAUCUCUUUUACGUUGCCUUGUACAGCUAACCAUUGGGCGACAACAAGUCACAAGUUUUUUACACGUUUUUAUCAUUGUUUUCGGAAAGGAAUGUGUUCAGUCGAACGAAAAGGAAUUCCUCGUCUGACCACAGCCACUUUCUCCGAUCGAAAACCGAUAGUUCUGUCUAACCAUUCAUGUUCUUCAUCAGCCGACCAAGAAGGCAUCUUAGGUUCUUCGCCAAGUACUCCAGUAGUUGUGGUUAGAUCACAUAGUGUAAAUGAUUUGAAUGAAACGCACAAAUAUCCACCGAGGUCUGCGAUGUCACAUAUCUCGUUCAUACUUCACAGUCAGCAAAUGAUAGAACAACAGCUACCAAGUCAUUCCCCAUGUACUGCUGCUUCUGCUACAGAUAGUGGUGGAAGUAAAAGUAGUAUCAGUAGUAAUAGAAGUGAUAGUAUUAGUGCUAGUGAGAAUAGUGAUAACAGAAUUAAUGGUAGAAAUUCUAGCCCUGCAGGUCAGUCCUCAGAAACAUCAGUGGCAUUUCAUGAAACCGAUCGUGAUUCUAUUAGUUCUGCAAGCUCUUUGGAAAUUUUAGUUCAGUGA